AUGACGACCCUAGAGGCUCCCAUAGGAGCCAAAGUACAGGUAGCAGCUGGCGUAGGAUAUGUCAGAUGGACAGGCUCCAAUCCUGGUUUUGCAGCCGGGAAAUGGGUCGGUGUGGAAUUAAUCGAAGCUGGAGGAAAGAAUGAUGGUUCAGUCAAAGGUGAAAGGUAUUUUGACUGUCAACCUAAUCAUGGUGUUUUCGUCAGACCAAGUCAAGUGAAGAUACUUGAAUUACCAAACCGAAGCGUGCCUUCGACUCCUCGAUCUUCUACAUCAAGAACUCCAGCUACCCCAGCGGUAUCUCGACCACCUCCUACUCCUACGUCCCGACUGUCCUCCGCAGGACCCUCUAGAGCUUCAUCACCUCAAAAACCAUCCCUUAGAUCAUCGACCGCAACGCCCGCCACACCUCCUCGAGCAGUCUCACAACCAACUGCUACACCUGGCCAACCACCUAUAAGUCGGAGAAUAUCAUCCGUCACUACUCCAGCUUCUACUAGCGGUAGGACCAGUGUUACUGGAGGUACAUUCAGGCGACCACCCUCAGUAGUUGAAAGAGCAUCGACCUCAUUAGCAUCUCAGAAUGAAUCGCAAGAGCAGACAGAUGACGUACCAAAACGGACGGGCAACAUGUCUCCUCCCCCUCGCCCUCCUGCUGCUCGUCAAGCAAUUUCGCCCCCACCAACAAUAGCCGGUAAAAGAGUGGUAUCUCCUACACCCAGCUUGACAGGUAUAUCACCCCGACCUAUACCGACAAGAUCAAUCUCAUCAACCUUAUCACCUGCGUUCGAAUUUGAAACUCCUUCUACUGCAAGCCAGCAGAACCAAGCACCAUCAUCUGGUGAACUUCCCGACAAGGAUAUUACAUUUACCCAGAAGAGGGAAUUAGAAGAACUAAGAAUUAAAAUUAGGAUAUUGGAAAAUAGGAGACAUGAGGAUCAGGAGAAGAUCAAACUCUUGGAAGGCAGGGUAGGAGAAGCUGAUACGCUGCGAGCUGCUAGAGUGAAACUACAAGCGAAAUUUCAAGAAAUACAAUCAUCUUUAAUUACUGCUCAGAAGACUUCCAAGAAUUUGCAGUCGGAGAAUAAUAUGCUGGAAUUGAAAGCUGCAGAAGCUAUGGAUCAGCUAGAAAUGGCUGCAUUGGAUAGAGAGGUGGCGGAAGAAAAAGCUGAGAGCGCAGAGUUGGAAAAGGAGAAAUUAAACGAGAGAGUACAGGAAUUGGAACUGGAAGUGGCUGUGCUAAAAGAGGAGAAUGCGGAAUACGAAAAACCUGUAUCUGGCUUGGAAGGUGAAAGAACGAGUUUGGCAUUUGUCCAGCUGGAGAAGCAUAAUGAGAGAUUGAAGGAGGCUCUGAUAAGACUUCGUGACGUCUCUGCUGAAGCUGAGAGGGAACAUAAGAGCGCAGUUGCGGAGUUGGAAAGAGAGCUGACCUCUCAGGAAGAUUUGCUUGGUCAAUUGGAAUUAGCAGAAGCUAAAUUGUCUAAUGCCGAAGCUCAAGUAGAAGAUCUGAAACUUCAGCUUGAUGAUGCCUUGGGAGCGGAGGAUAUGCUCGAGCAGUUGACCGAAAGGAAUUUGCAGAUGGGAGAACGAAUUGAAGAGAUGCGGGUGACCAUAGAAGACCUUGAAGCUCUGAAAGAGCUGAAUGACGAACUCGAGGAGAACCACGUAGAAGCGGAGAAAGCUCUUAACCAGGAGAUCGAAACUCUCACUGUUCAACUGCGAGAUGAGCAAUCACGAGCUACAGAUCUUGAAAAUGCCGUUCUGGACAUGGAAGCUACCAUCAAUCAGUUCCGAGAUCUGGUAUCAAGCUUACAGAGCGAAAUCGAUACACUUCGGAUGCAACAAGCGACAGUCGAAUCUGAGACCGCGUCAACAUCCAAAGAAGCUCAAGCCCUCAUGAACCUCAAUUUGAAGUUGCAGUCUACAGCGGUGAAAGCGCAAUCCAAGACUGUCGAUCUAGAAUUGAAGAAACUGGAAGCUGUACAACUUGCAGAACAUCUGCGAAUCGUUACAUCUUAUCUACCAGAUGCGUAUAACGAUACUGAGAUUGAUUCCACUACGAUAUACCUGUUCUUCAACAGAAUAUCAUCAAAGGUUGAUAUGUUAAUUUCGAUAAUAUCUCAAAUACACGGUUUACCCAAUUCACUCCACAAUGCUACGUCCGAGACGUUGGUAGGUGUGUGCGAGCUGAAAGGGAAAUUAAGACAUUUCAGCGGACUGAACAAAAGAUUCUACGGGGUGAUCAAGAGAUGUUCACCUGAAGAUUGGUUGGUAUUUGGUAAACUCCUCAGUGAACUGGGAGGAGUAGAAAGUAGAGUAGAUGGCUGGUUGAACAAUGUGAAGAAUGACGAGUUCAAUGAAAGUGAUUGUGCGAGAGAAUUAUCAAGUUUGAUAGCUCAGUUUGAUCAUUUAUCUGAAACGUCCUUCAAAAGACCUCAAUUGAGUGUUGGUGAAGCACAAUUGGCAUUGGCGUGGAAUUUUGAUUCGGAUUUGGACAAUUUCGCGGCUGCUGUUGGGUUUGCUAGACAGGCUAUCUUAGGAUUGACAAAAGAGGAUGAUAUCGAGAUUGACGAAGGGGAGUCGUCGCUUGAAGAAGGUGUUUACGAGCCUGUACAGCGAAUUUUGGAUUUGGUGAGAAGUGUUAAAGUACCUUCGGGUAAACUCGUUGCCCCAGUUGAAGAUAUUGUAGCUUCAUCUUCAGCACUGUUACCUGAACUUACGCUAGCACUAGGAGAUCUAGCCAAUAGCGUCUCAAACGCUGUAGAUCUAGCGGUUCAGCUCGCUCAAAGAAUAGGAGCACAUGUCGCUUCCCUUAGAUCCAGCAAACAACCUUUACGAUUGGUCGAUAUUGAGAAUUUCCUGAUCGAAAUCACAGCUGAAUCUUCAGCUUCGUCAGAUGCCCACCCUUGGGAGUUGAUCGCGAUGUUCGUGGCUAGAUUAGGUAAUGAAUUGGGUAACGUACUUCCGAGAGUGAAAGAAGCUGUUAAAACUGGACAUUUGGUAUCCAUGGACGUACCCCCACCUUGGUUGGCUAGAGUAGCGACUAUCAAAGAAGCUGCUUCGUUCAAUGUGGACACGGAAAGGAAGGUUGUAGCGUUAUCCGAGGAAUUGAAAGAUAUGUUGAGGGAGAUUAAGAUCAGGGAUCAAAAUCUGCAAGAAGCAGGUGUCAAGGUUGAAACCCUUGAGAGACGUCUGGAAGCGUCCAGGAAACAGGCCGAUACGAUUAUUGAGCUCGAGAACGACGUUGCAAAAGCCAAGAAGCAAGAAAAGGUAUAUGAAGAUGCCAUUGAACAGCUACAGGCUGAGCAAGAUGCAUUGGAAGCUGAGAAUGCAAGGUUGAGAAAGAGCCAGGGACAAGGUCAGGCGGAUAGACAAGGAAACAACAUCACUUCGACGCCUGGAGGUACGACCAUCGAACCAAUCAAUCUCGGCGGCGCCAUCGGUAGUGGAUCUGGAUCUGGAUUUGGGUUCGGUCCGGAAUCAUCUCUUCAGUCUAACGAGUUAAUCGAGAAUUUGAGGAGUACAAUCCGAUUCUUGCGACAUGAAAAUGCUUUAUUGAAAUCGAAAGAGUUCUAUAACGAUUUAUAUACUUUACCGCCAUUGAAGUAUACUUCUUUAUCUACUCCCUCUUGUUCUAUGCUUCCUGAAUUGGUCAGAUCGAAAUCAAAAUCACCUGAAUCGCCUUUGGCUAAUAGUAGUAGUGGAAGUGAUGAUGAGGAUUGGGAAAUACCAAUUACACCUACCGAUAAAUCAAUAUUGAAAAAUACUUUACAAGUUGAAAGUAAAUUGUUUUACGACAAAUUAAUAGAUUUCCAAACUACUCCUAAAAUCGUGGAUAUAUCUAAAUUAGGUUUCACUACCGCCAGUACCACUGGUUCAGAGCAGGUUAAAUAUUGGAGAAGAAGAAGAGAAGAACCUGAACAACAGAUUGUAGAUUGGAAAUUGAAAGAAAGAAAGUUGCAGAAGAGGUUGGAAGAUUUGAAAGUGAGAUUUAAUGGGUUGAGUAAUAGUACUAUCAACAGUACCGGUGCUAUUCGAAGAUGA
This is a messenger RNA of Kwoniella mangroviensis CBS 8507, 4041 nucleotides long. RefSeq lists its product as uncharacterized. The record is from RefSeq and is a predicted model, not a curated record. Lineage: Eukaryota; Fungi; Basidiomycota; Tremellomycetes; Tremellales; Cryptococcaceae. Gene Ontology annotation, molecular function: microtubule plus-end binding. Gene Ontology annotation, biological process: cytoplasmic microtubule organization; establishment of mitotic spindle orientation; nuclear migration involved in conjugation with cellular fusion. The coding region runs from base 1 to 4041 and encodes 1346 amino acids. The transcript has 18 exons. Gene Ontology annotation, cellular component: cytoplasm; microtubule associated complex; microtubule plus-end.